AUGCAAGGCAUCACAGAGUUGAACGAAUUGAUGAAGAACAACGCCAACAACGAUAAGGGUUCGCUUUUGGAGGCUCUGGAACGAAUCUCAAGGAUUGCGAGACCAGAAACACCGGGGCCUGUAGUAGACGGGGGAAGUGACGAGGAAGUGGUGAGAUUUAAAGAAAGACACACAAUUCGGAGGGUACAACAAUUCGGAGGUACAAGGAGGUUCAAAAUGAUUUUGGGAUACGAAAUCCACAAAUCGGCGGUACAAGACUCGAAUUUUUUUCAGGUACUUUGUAACUUCGAAUUGAGCAUUUUGUACCCCUACAUUGCGUUGACCCUAAUGACCCUAAAAUUUUUGUACCCUCCGAAUUAUCUGCCUUCAAGAAAGCUACCUGAAAAAGAGUUAUGGCAAUCUUUAGGAUCAGGUCAACCCGGGAGAAGUAGAACUGGAAGGCUCGGCAAGGCGCCAAGAAUUUCUUCUGUGAAUGGAACAGCCGGAAGGCAUGGAGGUGGAUUCUCUGGAGGACAUCCAGCAGGAGGACCGGGAAUCGGGCCAACACUUGGAUUUGGGCCAGGAGGCUUUGCGGUCCCUGGCCCAUCAACUGGAUUUGGACCGGGUGGUUUUACCGGAGGCUUCGCAGUCUCUGGGCCAUUGUCAGGAGGUCCCAAUAGAGGAUUCCCAAUCCCUGGACAUUCAACUUCUGGGCCAGGAGGUCCUAGAUUUGCGGUUCCUGGACAAGCCUUCGAAGGACUGCAAAGAGGGAUUGGUCAAGUCAGCGGUGCAAGAGGAGGACAAGGAAGUAGAGAGCAAGCUGCAGGGGGUGGAGGAGCACCCGGAAACAGCUCAAAGUGA
Caenorhabditis briggsae is the source of this 840-nucleotide messenger RNA. Bases 1 to 840 code for a protein of 279 amino acids. The record is from RefSeq and is a predicted model, not a curated record. Lineage: Eukaryota; Metazoa; Nematoda; Chromadorea; Rhabditida; Rhabditidae. The transcript has 2 exons.